AUGGAAACCACACGGUCUGGGAAUAAAAAUAGGGUCCUGCCUGCGUGGAUGACAGCCCAGGUGACAGAGAAGAGAGUGGUGUCAGCAAAGAGCCCUAAGAGGAGGAGAACGGCAUCGGCAACCAGACUUUGUGCCACGAGGACCGUGUACUGCAUGAAUGAGGCAGAGGUCGUCGAUGUUGCCCUGGGCAUCCUGAUCGAGGGCUGCAAACAGGAAAAGCCUUCGGAGCAGAAGGCCCUGGCCGGAGCUGAUAAGCCGCAGCGCCCCGCCACUGGCGUGAGGUCACCGUGUUCUCCUGGGGGCAAAAGUGAAGACGAGGACAAUGGGCAGAACACCCUUCCCCCCAGCCCUGGCCCUUCCCAGGGGCCGCGGGGGUCCGACUCUACCCACAGCCAGAGCCGGGAGGAAGAGGAGGAUGCCUUGAAGUAUGUCAGGGAGAUAUUUUUCAGCUGA
This is a messenger RNA of Orycteropus afer afer, 453 nucleotides long. RefSeq names its product cell cycle regulator of NHEJ (gene CYREN). Gene Ontology annotation, biological process: negative regulation of double-strand break repair via nonhomologous end joining; double-strand break repair via nonhomologous end joining. The transcript is spliced from 3 exons. Gene Ontology annotation, cellular component: cytoplasm; nucleus. Bases 1 to 453 code for a protein of 150 amino acids. NCBI's taxonomy places the organism in Eukaryota, Metazoa, Chordata, Mammalia, Tubulidentata, Orycteropodidae. The record is from RefSeq and is a predicted model, not a curated record.